AUGUCGAUACUACUACAUUUUAGGGGUGUCGCCUUACACACUACCGAGGCAGCCUUGCAGGCAAAAUUUGAGGAAUACGGGGAAGUGAAAGACUUUAGAGACGCUGAAGCGGCAGCGCAUGAUAUGAACAAUAAAGACUUUGAUGGGCAGAUCAUCCAAGUUGUAGGACCUGAUUAUAUCCCAAGACUUCGAUCUCGUUCACUUGGGUCACCUCAGCAAGCCCAGCAACCCCAACUGAGACAUGCGGAUUCCAAUUUGGACUUGUUUUUUGAAUUCGAUCCACCGCAGACAGUUACAGGAUAUACGGUGCGAACUAACCCGGAAUUUAAGCCAUUUCAGGCAUAUGCAAGCCAGUCUAGAGUGUUCCAUGACACGCCAUUUGCUACGCCAUUAGCUAAGGAAUUCGAGAGGCAUAAUUCGUACGAGUUUACACAACCAGAAAGUUCCAAUAAGGAAUCGCUGAAGGACUCAGAUAUAAAUGACGAAAACACUAAACUAGGACCGGGUUACAACCAUCCAACCGAAUAUAGCAGAGAUUAUUCCUCUGCAGCUGAGACCUAUAUCUCGCAGAAAUUAGAGGUCAUCAACUUCCGAUGGGAACUGCCUUCAUUGCUUAAAAUACGGGUCCCUAGUGCAGGUCAUCGUGCCAAAACUGAGUUUGUCCUCGGAGCUAUUACUUUAGUGGUCAGGGGCAAGUACAUUGAACCAUCUAGUUGCAGGCAGUAUCUCGAUAAGUUCUAUCCGGAAAAAGGUGUCAAGCUAGUUGAGACUAUUUUGAGGGCUCUCGACACCUCGAAGCUUGUUGCUGUGGAGCCAGGCCUGGCAAUCAGGACAUCAAACCAUAAAUUAAUGAUCCAAACCUAUAAUAAAGACCUUGAAGCACAAAUAAAGGACAUUGCUGUAUGGCUGUGUCUAACAUUUCGCUUUCCGAGAAAUGGCAGCACCCCGAUGGUUUCCACAGGGAUGUUUGACGGCACUACGUUCAAAUUGAGUGUAGCACCCAUGUUUGCUGUCCUCACGUGUUGGUAUCCGUUAUUUGGCAACGCAGUCGUUGUUUUAAAGCCCUCCGAACCUUUUCCCUCGGAAGGCGGGCUAUUGAAACUAAGCUUCGGAGCCUUGCUCCAGCUUGCUGCUGUCGAAUACCCUGUUAUGGUAGAUUCAGGACUAGAUCUGAUGGGCUACUCGACUGCAUUAGUUCCAAUUGAGAUCAAUAAUGAGGGGCAGAUAUUAUGGCAUCUUGAGAUUUCAUCCGGCAAUCAACAACUUCGAAAACCAGAGCUACAGGCAACUAAAGGAUCCUGGUUACAGAAACAAUCGCUUGAGGAACUUCAGACAACAGAAGCCCUGCUAGGAUGGUGUUCUUCAGCAAAUAUCCAAUUAGGCACAUACCGUCUUAAGACAGCGGAUGUGACGUGGUCAACAGCUCGCGUCAAACCCACAACAUGGCAUUGGAAGGGUGCUAAUCUGCAGCUCCUAGCCCAGUCCGCGGCACCCUUACAAAUUGGAGGACAAGUUGGAUUUUCCUGGGAACGCAACUUCAAUACAAUUCGAUUCCCACCAGGAAAUAACUACACUAGAUGUCUAGCCAAUAGCAAGCUGGAAUCUGUAAUUCCGUAUGAUGUGACUGCCCAGCGAGCGUGGCUGGUGCCUCUUCUCUCUGCAUAUCAUCAUAUGUUACUGAUUUACCAUGAAAAGCAGUUCCCAUCAGGAAGUAAUCCGAAGCCAAUCCCAGUUGUUGCUCCCUCUUCUAAUGGAGCUUCAAGCUCGUUUGAAGCUUUGAGCUCUUCUGGAGGUGUUAUAGUCGAGGGUAGAAAGGAGGACGCAUUGGCUAUACGUGACGUGAUAAUGGGGUUCUCCAUCAACUUCUCGAAGACGGAUGUGCAACCGCCCAAGAGGUCGCAUAUCUACGGCUAUGAACUCCUAGACCUGGUGAUAGAUUCUUCUCGGAGUGAGCUGAAAACUAUCACUGUGGAUCGCCAUGGCUCAGGAUGGGCACCGUUGCUGAAGGAAAUACCCUGUCUAUUUUGUGCGGAACUUGGCGAAGCAAUAGUCGGAACUCGUUCUAGUAAACAUGAUUCUCCAUCCAACUCCCUACCUCGUGAACAGGAUCUUCUGGCGUCGCAACUCGCUACCAUUCAGAUGCUAUGCAAUAAGCAAGGCAGCACUUUCACGAGUAUCUCUGGACAAGUCACACAAACACAGGUCUUUCAGCAGGAACAACUAUUCACUCAGUGUGACCACAGCUUACAAGGGGCUUCAUCAUGCUGGGACCAUCCAGAAGCAUUCGUACAAAAACUUCAGAGGCUUCAGCGGGAGACAGAUAAGAAAAAAAAAGGAACAGGUGUUAAUGGAGUUGUUUCCCAAAUGACAGGGGCAAUUAUUCUAGGAGAUUUGGAAGGUCACAUCUUCGAAAGGGCCUCUGACUUUUGGCGAUGA
Messenger RNA from Talaromyces marneffei, 2436 nucleotides. RefSeq lists its product as uncharacterized. Lineage: Eukaryota; Fungi; Ascomycota; Eurotiomycetes; Eurotiales; Trichocomaceae. The record is from RefSeq and is a predicted model, not a curated record. The transcript has 6 exons. The coding region runs from base 1 to 2436 and encodes 811 amino acids. Gene Ontology annotation, molecular function: nucleic acid binding.